UUAUCGUCAAGUAUAUAUUUUAUAGUAUAUAGUGUUAUAAUGUAGUACGCGCGGCUGAAUAAUGUUCCAUUUUGUUUAAUUAUUUUAUUCAAUUUCAUCUCAAUGAUCGAAAGAUCAAAACAAUGAUCAACAUAUUAUACUAUUGUUUAGAGAAAUGUGAAACGAAAAUCAAACAUUCCAGUGUUUAAAAAUCGUAUGUUAACUGAAUGCCACUAUAUUUGGAGUUUAUUUAGCGUUACGAAAACAAGAACUCAGACAACUCUGCUACAUCGAUAUCGUGAUCAAUAUAAUGAACAUAUCAUAGAUAUUAUUACGUAUGGAUCAUUAUAUGGCUGCCGCAGCGGCCGACCGGACGCGAUGGACGGUGCCGUCAAUACUACUGCCGGUUGCUGAACACGGCAAUAUCGGAGGACCGUGCGACGGACGGCAUCGUUACAACAGCUAACGGCACCACUCAUCCGGUGUCAGCACUUCACGGAUCCGACGACCGCGAUGGACGCGUUGGCCGUCGCGGCGGUCCUGCUGCUUGCGCUCAGGGCGGCCGUCUGCGUGGACGCGGCCGCCAACGUGGACAUCGGUCGUGGCGUGGACGUGCUCCAGCGGUUCGGCAUCAUCGGUGACGUGCUGUACGGCGACGUGUCCAACACCAAGGAGUCGGUCACCCACGACAUAAUCGACGGGGCCGAUCGUUUCACUGAAGUUUUAAAUGUGACAAAAAACCAUACAAAUCUACUAAACAUCACGUUUUGUCCCGAUUUGGACUGCCUAUUUGACGUAUAUUUUGAUGGCUUUCAAGUUGAUCUAACCGAUAAACCAUGGAAACUGUUGACAACAAGUAGAUCACGACAUAUGGUAUCUGAACGUUUUGGUGUACCUGAUAUAGCAAUGGGAUUCGGACAAAAAUUCGUAAUUGUGUCUUUUAAGCGACCGGUGAAACGUAUUAAAACAUUUGAUAACUUUACACAAGUAGCAGAACUAAAAUCAACAAUAUCUGACAAAUUUAAAUGUAUGUCCAUUGGUAUAGAAUCCAUGGUGACGGAUUUUAUUACGGAGCAUGGAUCACAUUAUAUUGAUGAAUACACAUUAGGAGAUACUGUUUUCCAGGUGUUGGUGUAUCUUCCGGUGUUCUACAACAAGUUCUACAAGUGCGUGCUCAACAACUGUUCGGAAUCGGACACGGCGUUGUUGCUGUCACCACUGUACACCGAAUACCAGGGACAUGUGAUGAGUGUCGGGUCUAACGCGGUGGAGAAAUGGGUCGACACCAACCUACAGGUCGAGUCCAAGCUGGGCCAUACGUAUAUCAGCUUAUACGCGCUCAAGAACCGACCCGAGCUGUGCAACGAGAUCGUCGCCCUAAUGGACGAGCAGUCGGUGGUCGGGCUGCACCUCAAGGUCGUGUCCACGUUCCUCGCCGAGCCAGUCAAGCGGAAAUGGUUCACCGAGGUGCUGGACAACCAUGUAAAACUCCGCGAAGUCAACCUCUGAACCCGCACCGCCCGGACAUCAUGAAGAAUAAUCCAUUUGUAUUUAAUAAUAUAAAAUAUAUUAUGGAUUAUACCCAGCGAUCGUUAAAAAUAGUAUUAGGUUCGAUACGUGUAAAAUGUCUAUACCCUAAUAUUAUAAUAUAUAGGUAUACCGUAUAAUGUUUACACAACAAUUGCAGCACAUCGAUGAUCGGCGGGAGAUCGUCAACGCGAACGAAAAGAAAAAAAAACGAUUUCCUAUAAUAUUUAUUAUUUCCGAGCAUAUCGUAACAUUAUAUUAGAAUAAUUGUAUAUAACUAAAUUAUAUAUUUACAUUGUUCAGUGUUUAUUUGAAAAUAAUACUAAGUACAUUUUAUUGAAGAAAAUUCAAUAAUUCUAUUUUGUGUAAAAUAAUUGUUAAAACUUUUUAAUUUUUUUAUAUAAGGUACUUAUAUAGUUAUAUAUAUAUAUAUAUAUACAUAUAUAUAUAUGUACACUUGUAUAGUUAUAUACUCGUAAAUCGUAAUGUAAAUUUGUAUACUGUAUAGUACCUAGUACCUAUAAUACUUUAAUGUAUAUAAAUAAAUAAAUAAAUAAAUAAAUAAAUACGAGUAUAAUA
Metopolophium dirhodum (rose-grain aphid) is the source of this 2085-nucleotide messenger RNA. RefSeq names its product torso-like protein. The record is from RefSeq and is a predicted model, not a curated record. The transcript has 5 exons. Bases 493 to 1488 code for a protein of 331 amino acids. Lineage: Eukaryota; Metazoa; Arthropoda; Insecta; Hemiptera; Aphididae.